This is a messenger RNA of Amphibalanus amphitrite, 2133 nucleotides long. RefSeq lists its product as uncharacterized. The transcript has 9 exons. NCBI's taxonomy places the organism in Eukaryota, Metazoa, Arthropoda, Thecostraca, Balanomorpha, Balanidae. The coding region runs from base 1 to 1962 and encodes 653 amino acids. The record is from RefSeq and is a predicted model, not a curated record.
AUGACUAGCUUCUAUGAAGAAAUGGCCGCCAUGUUUGAAACUAGAACUAAGGCACUGGAAACAGAAGUUUCGGCUCUGAAAAGUCGAGUUGCAGAUCUCGAGAGUCACGUUGAGAAUCGUGAUCAGCAGCUCGACGCACUCGGCGGCAGCGACGACAACCGAGAGGAACGCCUGCGGAAGGUGGAAAAGGUCGCUGAGAACCUGGAAGCUGAAGGAAAGCUGAGCUACCUCAUCUUCUCAGGAUCGGCGAUUCCCGCAGCUCCGCAGCAGCAGUCAAGGGAGGGCGGCGACGUUCGGCGCGGGGAGGACGUCGUCGACACCGUCGUCGGCGUCCUGAGACGCCAUCUCCCCUCUGUGCCGGUGAGCAGAGACGACGUGGCCACGGCACGGCGGAUCGGCAACGGCAAAAUCCUCUGUCUGUACGCGGCGGAGCUGGCGGAGCGCCGGCCCGAGCCGCCCGUCUCGCUGUACUCGGCGGCGGCCGCCGGCAGCGCCGGCUGGCUGCGCGCUCUGGUGCUGCUCAGUACUCUCUCCGCGGCGGCCGUAUUCGCCGUCUCUGCCGCCUUUCUGACCGAGAGCGCCAGCUGGGGUGGACAGCCGCUGCUGCCGCGGGGACUGGUCGGCCUGGUGGAGGCGUGCGCCCUGUACUCGGUGGUCAUGUGGCGCGGCCCCGAGCCGCCGCUCCGACUCACCCGUUCCCGACACCACUGCUGGGACGGAGCCCGGCUGACGGCCGCCGCCUGCGGCCUGCUCUUCCUCGUCUAUUGCUGCCUGGCCAGCAGCGUCGCCCUGGUCCAGCACUAUCAGGGCGGCGCCGAGCGGCCGCUGUGGGCGCUGCCGGGGCUGGGCGCGCGGGGGCUGCGCGGCGCCGAGCUGGCCGUCGGCUGCUGCGCGCUCGUGGCGCUCUCGCUGCUGCUGGUGGAGCUGGCCGCGCCGCAGGGCGUCCUGCUGGCGCUGCUGCGGCUGGCGGCCAGCUGUCAGCUGCUGCUGGCAGCUGCGCUGCUCUGCCGCGCCCUCUUGGAGCGCUACGCGGCCUCAGCAGGCACCGCUGACCUGGUGAGUCCGGCGGCGGCGGCUGCGCGCCGGUCCGGCGGACGGCAGCGCGGCACGGCGCCGCUGUGCCGUCUGAAGGCGGGCCUGGGCCUGCUGCCCCAGCGGCUGGCACAGGCCGGCCACGAGGUGGCCGUGAUCGAGACGGCGGCGCCGGCGCCGGCCGCCGACCGGACUCCGCUGCUGGCGGCCGAGCGCGGCGGCGCGCACCCGGCCUGCAGCUGCGGACCGCCGCCCGGCCGCCGGCUGCUGCUCAGCCACGACGCCGCAGACGACGACGACGACGACGACGACGAAACGGACCUGUCCGAGCCGGAGAGCGACGACACCGACAUCGACGCCGUGGUGGCCGAGUUCCGGCAGCACUCGGUGCAGUUCCGACCCAGCGCGCUGCCGCGCCUGCUGCUGCGCCAGGAGGCCACGCCGGCCUCUGCGCGGCGCGUGGCGAUCGCCGUGGCCGCGCUGGUCGUCUGCGGCGCCGGCCUGGGCGCGGCGUUAGUGGCGCGCACCGCCGCGCCGCACACUGCCCACCCACUGACGUCACUCGUCACGGCGCUUCUGCUCGUCUCAGCAGCCGCCUUCGGCGCCGUCAUCGCCAGGCAGCCGUGGUGCGGCUCCUGCCACGCUGAGCUGCAGGCUCCCGGCUGUCCGUGGCUGCCCUGCGCCGCGCUGCUGCUCAUCCUGAUCGGCCUCGUCACCCUGCUGCAGCACGUGUGGGCGCCGCUGGCAGCCUGCCUGGCCGCAGGGCUGCUCGUGUACGCGGUGCACGGAGCUCGGCCCGGCCGGCCGGAGCCGGGGGUCGCCGUGCUGCAGCAUACGGACCUGCUGGGCCUGAGACCGCUGGGCGCCGGAGCGGCGGCCGGCCGCCGGCCGCCGAGCCCGCUCCACGACACCGAGCCUCCCGGACAGUGACGGACACACACCGGAGAACAAAACGAAUCUCGUCUACCUUAGUGUUGGAGUGACUUGGGAACUGGGCCGUGGAGGGAUGGGCAAUGAUCAUUGUCCACCCCCUUGAAAUGUAUUUUGUAUUUGUGUAUGACGCUACCAGGCGAUCGUAAUACAGAUGAUGCCAACAUUUAA